UCCUAUGCUUGGAUCUUCAAUGAAUACCCAACUUUUGUGCAAGAAGAUAGUCGGAGAUUUGUUUCUCAGGAAACUGGGCAUCUCUACAUAGCUAAAGUAGAGCCAUCUGAUGUAGGAAAUUACACCUGUGUUGUGACCAGUGCACUAACUAACACCAACAUCCUUGGGUCACCAACACCUUUGGUGCUACGGACUGAUGGGGUAAUGGGAGAAUAUGAACCCAAAAUAGAAGUUCAGUUUCCUGAAACACUUCCUGCUGCUAAAGGAUCAACUGUAAAACUAGAAUGCUUUGCCCUCGGAAACCCAGUUCCUCAAAUUAACUGGAGAAGAACUGAUGGGAUGCCAUUUCCAAGCAAAGUAGUGUUGAGGAAAUCCAAUGGCAUGAUUGAAAUUCCCAAUUUCCAACAAGAAGAUGCUGGUCUCUAUGAGUGUAUUACUGAAAAUACGAGAGGGAAGAAUGUUGCAAAGGGACGGCUGACGUAUUAUGCUAAGCCUCACUGGGUUCAACUGAUAAAAGAUUUUGAAGCUGCAGUGGAGGACAGCAUAUACUGGGAGUGCAGAGCAAGUGGUAAACCCAAGCCUUCUUACAGGUGGCUGAGAAAUGGAGAACCUCUAGCAUUAGAGGGAAGAGUACAAAUUGAAAAUGGAGCUUUGACUAUAACAAACUUAAACCUGACAGAUUCUGGCAUGUACCAGUGUAUAGCAGAGAACAAACAUGGCAUGAUAUAUUCCAGUGCCAAUCUCCGGGUUGUAGCUUCUGCUCCUGACUUUUCUAAAAGCCCAGUGAAGAAAUUGAUUCAGCUUCUAAAGGGCAGCCCAGCUCAUUUUGAGUGCAAGCCAAAAGCUUCCCCUAAAGCGACAACUAUUUGGAAAAAGGGAGGUGAGCUGCUCCAAGAAAAUGAAAGAAUAUCAUUGUUAAAAGAUGGAAGCUUCCAAAUUGCUAAUGUGAGUAAAUCAGAUGCUGGAAGUUAUACUUGCCUGGCAGAGAACAAGUUUGGAAAAGCUAGUAGCACAACUACCUUAUUAGUUACAGAACCAACCCGGAUAACACUGGCACCAUCAAAUAUGGAUGUGACUGUAGGAGAAAGUGUAAUUUUACCCUGCCAAGUUCAGCAUGACCCACUGCUGGAUAUAAGUUUCACAUGGUAUUUUAAUAGUGCAUUGACUGACUUCAGAAAAGAUGCAUCUCAUUUUGAGAGAGUGGGUGGGAGUGCAUCUGGAGACUUAAUGAUUAGGAAUAUCCAGCUGAAACACAGUGGAAAAUAUGUGUGCACAGUGAAGACUGACGUGGAUAGUGUAUCAUCUGCAGCAGAUCUUAUCGUGCGAGGUUCACCUGGACCACCAGAGCAUGUAAAAGUGGAUGAAAUAACAGCUACUACAGCUCAAGUUUCUUGGUAUGAGGGCUUAGAUAAUCACAGCCCAAUCACUGGUUAUACUGUCCAGGCCAGGACACCAUUUUCAGUAGGCUGGCAAAGAGUCAAAACAGUUCCUGAUGGCAUUGAUGGGAGAACAUUCACCGCUACUGCAGUAGACUUAAAUCCUUGGGUUGAAUAUGAAUUUCGUGUAGUUGCCAGUAACAAAAUUGGAGGUGGAGAACCUAGUUUACCCUCAGAAAAAGUAAGAACUGAAGAGGCAGUUCCAGAAGUACCACCAUCAGAAGUAAGUGGAGGAGGAGGCAGCAGGUCUGAACUGGUCAUAACAUGGGAUCCAGUUCCUGAAGAAUUACAGAAUGGUGAAGGAUUUGGUUAUGUGGUUGCUUUCCGACCUCUUGGCAUUACAACCUGGAUACAGACUGUUGUUACAUCACCUGACACCCCAAGAUACGUCUUUAGGAAUGAAAGCAUUUUACCAUUUUCACCCUAUGAAGUCAAGGUUGGCGUAUAUAAUAAUAAAGGAGAAGGACCAUUUAGUCCAGUGGCCACAGUGUAUUCUGCCGAAGAGGAGCCUACAAUAGCUCCUUCUGGUGUUUCUGCAAACAGUCUCUCGUCUUCCACAAUUGAAGUAUCCUGGAUUCCCAUUCCUUGGAAAAUGAGCAGUGGGAGAUUGCUAGGCUAUGAGGUAAGGUAUUGGAAUAAUGGCGGGAAAGAACAGUCUUCAAACAGAGUAAAAGCCAUUGGAAAGGAGACAUCAGUAAAAAUAACAGACUUGAUGAGCAACUUGGUGUAUUAUACAGCUGUUCGAGCAUACAACAGUGCAGGAGCAGGUCCUUUCAGUGCCACUGUCAAUGCUACCACAAAAAAACCACCACCCAGCCAGCCUCCAGGGAACUUAGAGUGGAACAUUACAGACUCCAGGGUAGUGCUGAACUGGGAACAGGUACAUGCCAUGGACAAUGAGUCAGAAGUAGUUGGCUAUAAGGUUUUAUAUUGGACUAGCAAUCAGAACCAUCUCAGUGUCCUGAACACAAAUAGAACAUCUGCUGAACUUUUGCUUCCUUUAAAUGAUGAAUAUAUUAUAGAAGUGAAAGCAGUGACUGAUGGUGGAGAUGGCAUUAGCAGUGACCAGAUUAAAGUUCCUAAAUUAGCAAGUAUGGAUGCAAGAGGAAGUUGUGCAGGGGUCUUAAAUUGCCUCUCCAGCCUGAUGCCAAUAACUUUGCUCUUGAUUUUCAAUGCAAUAUUGUGA
Python bivittatus (Burmese python) is the source of this 2622-nucleotide messenger RNA. Lineage: Eukaryota; Metazoa; Chordata; Lepidosauria; Squamata; Pythonidae. The record is from RefSeq and is a predicted model, not a curated record.